Messenger RNA from Oryzias melastigma (Indian medaka), 1760 nucleotides. RefSeq names its product proline-rich protein 18. The record is from RefSeq and is a predicted model, not a curated record. Bases 373 to 1335 code for a protein of 320 amino acids. NCBI's taxonomy places the organism in Eukaryota, Metazoa, Chordata, Actinopteri, Beloniformes, Adrianichthyidae. The transcript has a single exon.
AAAACAAAGCUCCCAUUUCAUGGUUGACAUGACUGUGUUUUCUUUAGUUUUAAUUAAAGCUAAAACCCUUGAAUCAUUGUGGAUUAAAUCCUACUUUUGCCCUUGUGCUGCGUGUAGUAAACGUGCUCUCACUGAUCAGACUGGAGGAUUACAAGAGUAGGUUUAUUUUAGAGCUUUGAGCCUCUAGGUAAUCAGCACUGAGAUGUUGCAAAGGCUUUUAUUGACGUCUUCUGAGACCGUGCACGCUUUUUGAGACCUGCCAAACCACACCCUUCAUGUUGAGUUUAAAACAUCAACGUGUGUGGCGUUUCAUGGGGAAAAGAGCACCGGUUAAGGUCAUGAGCAGUAUACUUACUUCCUGAUGAUUGCUGCAUGGCUGAGAAAACCUCAAGGUACCAUGGCUGCUUAAGUAAAUCUCCAUCUUUUGUAUUUUCCUCCUAUUUUUUCCAGCACUUUCGGCGCAAAAGAGAAUUCAUCUUUUAUUUGCUCAUCUGUGUUGCCAAAAUGCCAUUCAUACCACCAGUAUCGAUUGCACGCUCUGUAUCAGGACUGACUGGAAAGGAGAGAACGGUCAGCACAGCAGCCACAAACUCAACUGCAAAAGCUAAAGAUUCAAGAGAAAGCAAAGGUGGCUCGGUCAAGGAACGUCUGACUUUAAACCUGAAGCACCUAGGAAGGAAGAAUCCGCCCAAGAGUCACCUUCCGACCGUAAAAGGAGUAUCAGCGGUUGAACUGAACCCAAAGAAAAGGGAUCGCUUUUUCUCUUCAUCCCAAGCUGGUAGCUCUCCUACGUCCACCUCAGGAGAGUGUCUGCCAAAGAAACAGCCACACAAACCUGUGAGCCACAGCUCUGUCAAGAGUGAACCAACACUGAAGGGAAGGACCAGAGACCAGGAGGGGGCCCGUUUUACAUUGACCCUCACCCCUGAAGCCGUGCUGUUGCUGCAGCGGAGGAACAGUGAAAAGCAUCAGCGAUCAGCUGCCAGACAUGCUGGUGCUGGAGGCAGUGCUUCAGGAAACGCCACGGAUGCCAGACGCAGGAGGCUGCAGUCAACACCUCCAGGAAAUGGCACAGUAAAUGGCAGAGUGACGGCAAAAAAACCAGCUGAAACUGACUUGGUAGAUAUAAGCUCAAUUGUGAAAGUUUCCCUCCUAAAUGAGAAACAUAAAUACGAUGAUGUGGAGUACGAAGAGGAAGACCACUACGGCGUGGACGAGCAUGUGGUGCUGAAAUGCACGGAGUGGCUCCGGGGUCUGGAGAACACAACCGUUACAGUUAGGGACAGUCUGAAAAGGAGUUCAAACAGCCUGAAAAGUUACCAGGGAGACUUUUAACGUGGGAUUUGGUUAAAAAAAAUGUUCCCAUUAUUUUAAUGUUGAUUAGUUUGUAUGUCUUGUUUUAAUUAAUGAAAACAGGACAGCCGUCUCAUUUAUCUGGCAUUUGCUGUAAGUUUAAUUUUAACUCUUAAAACAUUUAAAGACUUGUGUUUUCUUGAAAGACCCAUACAUUUUUUAUCCAAACAUUUGGUUAGUGAGGCACUGUGUGGUUUCCUGCCAAGUUGAAUUUUGAAAACCCUUUUGACAGAAGAUUAAUGUGUGGAUGACUAAUUUCAGAAUGUGAUGAUAUUGUUGUGCAAAGAUUUGCAUAGUCUUUAUAAACGGUUCCUGUAACAUCCAUGCGUGUAUGUGGUUAUAAUCUUAGAAAUUGUAAAAAUAAGUUUAAGCUCAACAUUUGCAUGAAAAAUUAAAGGAUUGAAAAA